Messenger RNA from Racocetra fulgida, 304 nucleotides. The record is from the annotation of a GenBank genome assembly. NCBI's taxonomy places the organism in Eukaryota, Fungi, Glomeromycota, Glomeromycetes, Diversisporales, Gigasporaceae.
AUGAAAAAUCAGAAAAGAGCCACUUCAUUUAGUCAAUGCCCGCCGCCAAUUCCAGAUGAUACUCCAGUAAUCAACGAUGUACAAAUUCAACCUGAUCCUCCAAAAGCUGGUUCUACCCUCCAUGUUACAGGUUCAGCAACCACCAAGAAGGAUGUUACAGAUGAUGAUUUCCUCGGUCUUGGAAUUUUCGAUAUUGACUUUGACCAUACAUUCACUCUACCAGACAACAUACCAGAUCAAUACGUCCUUGGACUUGGAAUUGGUCCCUCACAAGAUCCAACUGAAACGAAAGCUUGUGGCCAGG